UAAUUACGCCAUCAGUUUGCAAGUUGUUAGAAUGUGACAGACUUAUCAUCAAAGUUGUUCUUCGGCUUGCGUUCGAUACAUUUGGUCUGUUGUUGAUUAUAAUUGCCAUUUACCACGAUGAAAAGAAUAGAAGAGAGUGACUUAGUGCUCAAAUAUAGCAAGAGAUGUAUAAGAAGAGCAUUUUAUGAUGUGCUCUCUUCGGCGAAGAAAAGAGAUGAGUUAGUUUGUGGCGUAUAUACGGCAGCAGAGGUUUUACGAAGACGUGGUGUUAAGGAUGUACAGUUCUGUGUACUAGUGCAAUCAGAUGAUCCAGCUAAUCAUGUAUUUUGUCGACUUAUUGAAGCUUAUUGUUGUGAAAACAGAAUCCAAGUGAUUAAAGUUGACCGUGCUGAAGUAUUGACAUACUUGUGCGACGAUAAUCCAAGUGAUUUUCAUCAUUGCGUUCUUGUUCAGAACUCAACAGCCUUAGUUGAAGAAGAUUCCAUGGCCCUUCAGGUACUGCUAAAUUACACAAAAUACAAGGAAGCAAAAUCAGUCCUAAAGAUUGGUUGAAGAUAUCACUUGGCUCUUUAUAUGUGAAGGAAGUGGACUCAAGAAAGUUGCUUUCUAGUUGAAAAUGAUGUGAAUCCAUGUUAUAAAAAGAUGAAUGGCACAACUAUAAACCAAAACCAACUAAUUCGCUACAGAUUUUUGAAAGAAAACCACGGUCUUACUUUACUGUCAAUAUAAAAUUGAAGAAUUGAUUGUAAUUCCUAUGGAAUGUUAUAAUGUAAUGCUCUUUGUUCAGCACUAUUUUUUAUAUUUGAAAUUUGAUGUAAAAAUUAAUUUAUAAAAAUCAAAAACUUAUUAAAUAAACAAGAUUCUUUAAAGUAUGUCAGAAUUGAGGAAA
Molecule: messenger RNA, 889 nt
Organism: Xenia sp. Carnegie-2017
Lineage: Eukaryota; Metazoa; Cnidaria; Anthozoa; Malacalcyonacea; Xeniidae
Product: growth arrest and DNA damage-inducible protein GADD45 gamma-like
Exons: 4
Coding region: 118-552 (144 amino acids)
Biological process (GO): regulation of cell cycle
Cellular component (GO): cytoplasm; nucleus
Source: RefSeq, a predicted model, not a curated record